GGCAUGAAUCCGGACAAGCUCAAAAUGGUGGUCUCGGAGCCUCAAGUGCACAAGCAGCUCGGCAACGCUAUGAGUGUCUGUGUCGUCGAACGACUGUUGGUGCGCCUUCUGCCAGCGGUGGGGCUGACAGGCAGAGGCUUCGCAGGCAAGGGCGCCGAACGUUUCGAAGCAACGACCAUCCUGGGCGCCAAUCUCCGAGAAGCUGUUGAGGAUGCGUACCAGAAGGACCGAGGCGAAAAGCCGAAGCUUGGCUUUCGACUCCAAGGUCCGAUGCAGGUCACCUCGUCUGGCUGCAUCAUGGUGAAAGACUUUGUUGUAAAAUGCGGCGCGCUGGAGGGCGACUCCAUGCAGUGUACUAUGCGCGAUCCAGAUGGCCCUGGAGAUCGGCAGGCGAGACGAAACAAAGCGAAUGAGAAGACUCCGAAGGUGGCCGUGGAGACACCCAGCAAGAAGAGGAAAAUAGCCGCCCAGUUGCCUGUGCCCACACCAGUGCAACUGCUUGGCAAGCCUGUGAUGAACCGCCGCGGGAUCUGGGAUUGCCUCGAGAAGUUGACUUGGAAGCGAGGGAACGUCAAGUCCAAGACCUUUGGCAGGACAAGCAUUACACUGGGCGUCACACGCGGUGCCCCAGGAGCCGAUGGCUUCGACGAGGAAGGCUACAAUGACCAAGACGUGCCCGGAUGUUUGUCAAAGGACGAUCAAAAGCAAUGUGCCAAACUUUGGAAAUUGCUUCAGGACGAAGGCCGGGCGCUCGGCUUCCAAUUCACCAGCGCGCAGCUCAACAUAAAUUUCGAGGCCAAUCGCGAAAAGCCCGUGCGCGGCUUUCGUUUCCAAGGUCCGAAGCAGGUGACCUCGGCUGGCUGCAUCACCGUGAAAGAAUUUGUUGCAAAAUGCGGUGCACUUGGUCGCGACUCCAUGCAGUGUACUAUGCGCGAUCCGGAUGGGCCUGGAGCAAGGCAGGAGAGGCGAAACAAAGCGAAGGAGAGGGCUUCGGAGGCGCCCGUGGAGACACCGAGCAAGAAGAGGAGAAUAGCGACAGCCGCCCAGUUGCCUGUGCAGGGAGAGGCGGCGGAGUCACCUGGAGGGCUUACGCAGCGCCCCUUCCGCGUGGGCCAUGAUUGCGCAGGCGUGAAUGCGACUUGCCAAGCGUUGCGGAACCUGCGCGUGGACUUCACAGAGGCCUUCGCGAGCGACAUUGACAAGUUUGCUUGCCGGACCAUCGAUGCCAAUUCCCGGCCUCUCAAAUUCUACAGGGGCAAAGUUGAUGGAGACAUCACCAAGCGAGACAAUUCGCAGGCGCCCGCCUGCGACCUCUACAUGGCCGGGUUUCCUUGCCAGCCGCACAGCUCGGAGGGCAAGAAGAGAGGCUUCCACGACCCACGUGGCCAGGUGUUCUACGGUGUUCUGGAUUAUUUGAGAACCCACAAGCCUCGUGUGGCGGUCCUCGAGAACGUGCGAAGUCUGCUUCACAAUCGCGGCGGCGAAGACAUUUGCGAGGUUCUACACCAGUUGCUGCGAUUGGAUUGCUAUAACAUCCAAUGGAGGGUCCUGAAUACCGCCCACCACGGCGUGCCGCAAAGCCGAAACAGGCUCUACAUCGUCUGCAUCCGCAAGGACUUUUACAUCCCUGGUAGGUUCCCGUGGCCGAAGCCCAUUGCCUGCCCGUCGGUGGAGCGCUUCUUGGAUCCAUGCGAGGCCAAGCCGAACCUGCUCAACGUGCAGCCGCCUCCCCAGACCUUCGCUUCCAAGACGUGGGCUGCGACGAUGGCGAAGCUCUUGCGCGACAAGCAUGAGCCGUUGCAGCAACCAUGGCUCUUCCCUGUCAACACCAGCGAGGGGCGUUGCUCUGUGAAGAUGGACAAGUGCCCCUGUUUGCUCACCGGCAGCAAGAUCUGGAUCUCCAACAGAGGUCGGCUCCUCAAUGCACGCGAGCGCUGUCGAUUGCAAGGCGUGAACCCAGAAGUUUUCAAGCAGGUGGUGUCGGAUACCCAAUGGCGUAAGCAACUCGGCAAUUCGUUCAGCGUCAAUGUCAUCGAGCGCUUGCUCGCCCUUCUCUUGCCCGCCGUGGGGCUGACGGGCCCGCUCCCGGACCGCUGGGCAAGCGGCGCCGCAGCGGCGGGGCUCCAGAGGCAUGUCAUGGGGAACUGGGUGGACGUGGGCAUGGCCAUCCCUGACGGGCCGCGGCCACCCAUUAGUGGCAUCCAGGCCGCCUUCCCUUUCACGCGCGAAGGUCACAGGAAGCUCCUGGCCAAGGCCAACGCCUUCAGGCGCGCGAGCAAACAUGCUUGGUCGAUGUUCUUCGAGCAGAUGGAGACCGCCCAAGAAUUGCGCGAAAAUCUCGAGGCUAUCCGGGAAUCCCUGGACACCACAGCCGCAAACCUUCCUCCGCAAAUCGCCGAGACGCUCGACGAAACCCUCAAGAAAUUCCAACAGUUCGCACAGCAGCUCGGCCGCUCUUGCGAGUGUCCGGUCUGCUACAAGGCAGUGAAGGCAUCGGAGACCAACCCGGAGCACGAGAGUUUCAUGAAGCUUCUCUAUUGUGGGCAUCUUCUCUGUGGCGAUUGCGCUGCAACGAUGAAGGGAAGCGAAGACAAGCGUUGCCCCGUAUGCCGCACCGACAUCGGCUCGCAAAUCGCCAACGCGGUGCCCGCUGUGGUUGGCGCGGAGAGCAAGCCGAGGCCGAAGCGAGACGCCGACGACCUCCAGACGCCCAAGGACGAGCAGCCUCUGCCAGAAGGCGCCUACAUCACCCGCUACAAGGGCGACUGCUACGUGUGCGACGCCUCAUGGACGGCGGGCGCCACCGUGGCCAAGCACCGCCGCUUGCAAACCAAGCAGGUCUGUACUGGAUGUGCCGACGCUGCUGUACCCUGCACAAUCUGCGGCCGCGAUGCCUCGGAAACCGAUGCCCUGAGGAAUGGCAAGAAGGAGCUGAAGCGCUUCUUCUGCCUCCACUGUGUGCGCGAGAAGCAGGAGCAAGGUGAGGCGAGGGCCAUCAUCGGAGCCACCCAGUUCCUCAACAAGCACAAGCACAUCUCAAGCAGCUGCACGCCUUUGUGCUACGCGGUGAUGGCGGCGACGCCCGAAGACCUGAAGCUCAUCCAGGCCGGCUACCAUGCCAAUUGGUUGCCGGAGAAGCUGCGCCAUGACCUCUGGCAGUACACACUCACUCGCCAGCCAUACUUCGUUAAGUUCCGCGGGCACGAUCUCAAAACCCGCCCGAAGAUCAAUUUCGCGGACCCCAACGAGAAUGGCGAGUACCCCCUUUACCGUUGGGGUCAAGAGCGGCAGUCCUACGGGCUCGUGGAGAAGAUUCCGCCGCCAGUUCGCGCCGUCAUGGAUUUCAUCGAGGCGCAGUUCGGGCCCAAGACUAAUCUGGCCAUGACCGCCAGCCGCAUCUUCAACGUCGCCCUCGGGGCUGUGCGGCCGUUCCUCGUCACAUCUCUGGCCAGCCUUGGCAAAGCGCAGCGCGAGGACAUGGACAUCCUUGCGGAGUUCCCCAUGCAGCCGGGAGACCUUUACGUCCUGGAGGGCGAGGUCACCCGGCGAUUCGGACAUGGCGUCCCCCGCGACCCGCGCAUCGAAGACCUGCGCGUGUCCUGGGUGUUCCGCACGGUGAACGCCUCCUUUGUCAACCCCACGGAGCAAACGUUCAGGGAGGCCGCCGGCAAGGUGCAUCGCAUCCAGCCCGACGCUGAGAAGAUGGAGUUUCUGGCCAAGAUGGAAGAUCGCAUGUUCAGCCAGCUCGUCAGCCUCGCGCUACCAAGUGUAGCGGUGGGCCGAGGCACGUUCACAAAGCUCAAGGCGCUCGCUCCACAGAUAGUCGCCUUGGACGUUUCGCGCACUAACGGCAUGCACAAUCACCUCGAUGUCUUGCUCGACCAGUUCGCUUUGCUGCAACAUUUGCUUCUGGGAAUCUUCGACUUUGGUGUCACGCGUUUCCAGCAGGUGCUGGCGCGCUGCAGCGCACUGCGCGCUCUUGAGGUGCAGAGCACGAGGCUGGUAUCGGAUCUGUGCGCGGAGAUGGAAUGCGGCUGCCCAGACGACUGCGGCAAGACUUAUAUGGUCACGCAUCGGCCUUGCAGCUACGGGUGCUUCGAUUGCGCCGAAAGCAAGUUGGUGCUGGACCUAUUGUCCAUUCACGGGCACCGCCUGGACAGCGAAAGCGAGGCCAUUGAUUCGGAGGCCGCUGAGGUGGAGCCCGCUGGCGAUUCCCCGCGCCAGUGGGGAGAUUCUGACGGAGCCCGGAACGCAGAUGCCAGGGAUGCCUCCUUUGAGCAGUAUGAAUUCGGAGGGAUGGGACCAGAGACGCAAGGCGUGUGGACGAAGAUAGACGGACGGCACUGGGUGGAGCCGUGCAGCGGAGACCGCUACUCCAUCGUGCUCUUCUGCUGCGAGGGCGCGCCGCAGCCCAUCUUUUGCCAUUCUGCGAACGUCGGAAAGAGCUUCAUUCUGAAUUCUGCCCUCGUCGAAGAGACGCUCGACAGCUCGACUAUCUGGUGGCUGAUCUUCACGCGCAUCGCGCCAACCAAGGAGAACAAGGUCAAAGAAUGGCUGAGGAAACAUCUGCCUCCAGACACUCUGGACGUCGAGGGCCUUCAGACGCUGAAUCCAUGGCUGCAGCGCCGCCUUGGUUGGGGCGAUGUCCGCGCCGCGCCGGAACUUCUGGUGGUGCUACGGCAGGAGGCACGGCUGCCUGCGCUCAGCCUUCAAGACGAGCUAGUAGCAGAUAGACAUCAGCUGGCUCGCAAAGAGCUGCGGAUCCGCCAACCGCAGAUUCCUGUGUUCACAGCGAAUCCGGUCUUUUGUACCCACUGGGGGCGUACUGCACAACUUGCAAAGCGGUACGGGAGCGAGGACAUGUUUCGCAUUCUGGAGGGCACUGCUGCCAUCAUGGCCAUGCCCGACAAGGACAGCGACAGCGAUGAGGACGAACAGCGCCAACACAAGGUGCACACUGUGCACGUGUGGGGUUCUGAACCGUUCCGCGUCGUGAACAUGAAGGCCGCAUACCCAGAAAUCUUGCAGUGCAUCUUGCAAGAACUCGGGGAAGACGUUACUUUUGCGCGCUUCCUCGUCAAGCUUCUCUACGUGGUCCGCCAGAGAGCGCCGCCAUGCCCUUCUCUGGGCUCUAAGCUCCUGGACCAGGCAAAGGGGAUAUGGGCACUGCAUGUGGGUAGCAAGCCAGUCGAGGCGUUGCGGGCUCACGAACUCGACUUGUUAGACAGCUUCCUUGCGCGCCCGCGGAUCAUUCGCUGCCGCGUCUGCUUUAAGCCGUGUGACGACGCAAAGUACCGCAUGCACAGUUCCUGCAAGCAGCACAUGAUCGAGUGCGACAAGUGCCACUUCAAAUGCAACUGCCCGUCCAGGCUGAUGAAAGUUCCGGAGCGCUCAAAGGUAGACACAGGCGAAGACGCAGCCGAGAUCGAGCGGAUGUACAGGAAGCGGAAGGCAGAUAUCGAGAGCUUGAACUUGGCUACAACGAUGUGGUGCCGAUUCAAAUGCCAGAAAUGUGUCGCGACGCCGGUCACGGUGUCCCGCGGCGGCCGCAUCAUCUACCACGGUAGCGAACCAGAGGCGAUGGAAGCCGUUCUCCGACCAGGCGAUCUCGUCAGCCGGCCCAGCGGGUUGGACCGCCGCGGCCUGCAGCAGCCAGUAGCCAACGGCAUAGUAAUGGAGUGGCUGGUCGCCAUGUUCCCCGGCAAGGUGAACUUUGCGGCCUUCAUGGAGACCCACAGCCACAUCUUCCGCGGACCACGUGAGUCAGCAGCCCGUGUGGACGACCGCACCCUCAUCACGCCGCAGUGGCGAGCAGAGCACCCCGUGGAAUGGCAGCGCCUCUGGGACCAACAAGCCAGAAACGAGUGCCCGGUGUGCCACAAGAAGCUCGAUAUCUGGGACGGCCCCAUGAACAGCGACGUGCCCACUCGUUGUAAUCACUGGGCCUGCGUUGCCUGCUGGGCGGAGAUUUCACAGCGGGACCGCCGCGACGACCUCACAUCAGGCGCUUUUCCACGGCUCUUUGCAGUCAUUUGUAUUCAAGGGAUUCUUGUUUUAAUUUUACCUGCACCCCUCAACUUCUCCAUGGCGGACGCAAGCUCUGAUGCCUGCUCCAUCGCACCGCCGUCCCUGGAGAAUCUGCAGCGCCGUGUCCGCAAAACGAAGGAGAGCCCUCCACGCGCGGCGGUCUACGAUGUGAUUGCAGCAGUGAAGAAUUGCGACCAGAACUACGCAGGUCAGAUGUACAAGCGUCUCCUUGACGCCGGCAAAGUUCCAGAGUGCGCCGAGGUGGACCUGGUCUUGGUUCAGCCGCUUGGUUCCUGCAAGUGCAUGAACCAAGAAGGUAGCAAAUGGGGCGGCAACCGUAAGCCCGUCCGAGUGGCCAGCGCAAGUGAGAUGGUUCAAGUCCCCACGCAGCUGCCAGGCAAUUGCGACUUCAACAAGGAAGCGUCGGGAGCGCCGCUGUGGCUCAAGGAGGCGCUUACCGAUGCCGUGGCGACAGGCAUCGAGCAAGGCGUUAAAGCCGCGCAGGCCGCCUACGCAGGACAGUUGCAAGCCCUGGGGCGAGAGCUGCAGAAGGUCUCAGAAUAUGGACCCCGCAUCGAGAUGAGCCGCGCCUUCCCAAGUCGUCCGGAUGAGCUGCUGGACUUGGGCGUAAAGCUCCACGCUGAGGCAGAUCUGCAGCGCUUGGGCGAAUACGGCCUGCCCGUCACCACCUUUCUCCAGGAGAAGUUCCCGGAGAAGAAUAUCUCGCGGACCAGCGCAUGCUUCGCCAAGACACUCAAGCAGCGACGCCUCGAACUGUACAGGGAAGGGCUUCGCAGUUUCUGUGCGAGGUUCGUCCAGAGCGGCGCGGAAAUCUCAACUACGGCAGCCGUGGCAGACUUCAGGAGAUGGGACAAGACAGUUAGGACCGGAGAGUUGGGGCUGGAGAAUUGGGACCGGAGAGUUGGGACCAUAGAGUUGGGAGAGUCGGGACCAGGUGGGGCCACAGAGUUCGGACCUGAGAGUUGGGGCCAGAGAGUUGGGACCAGGCCGCAUAACGAUGUAAACCGAGCCAUUCUGGCAGAAGUCCGCGCCGAAGUCCAGCAGGGCAAGCGGAGAAUCCAGCAAGAGGCUGAACAAGGCAGCGCGCAAAUCAAAUCUGUUACAGACGCUGGAGUUACGCUGAUCAAGGACGUUACGCAGCAGGAGAAGAUCGAGGGCAAGAAACAGAUCAGGGCGAAUGCCGCGAAGGGCAAGAAGUCCGUCCAGCAAGCCGGGAGUGUGGCUGUGCAGCUUAUCAAAGACAUCGCGGUAGCGGAGAUGAUCGAGCAGCGCUCCCCUGUUGCAAGCGCAGAAGACGCAAACGCUUCUGUCAUUGCGAAGAACAGCAUCGAGGAGGAAUUGGCGCUGCUGCCCAUGGAAGCAGAGGCGCAGGCCGCACAAGCAACGAUGCCUGUUCCUGUGCUCCCACUUGUUCGCCAGAGCCGCGCUCCACCGGAGGAGGGGGCAGCUUUCCAGGCGCCCAUGGAGCCAGACCACGCCAAGCUUCGCAAAGAGGCCAUCCACGCAGAACGGGAGCGCCUGGCGCCGGAGCGCGCACGAGAAAUCACGAAAGCGUACAAGCGUCUGGCAACGAAGCACGAUUGGCCCCAACUCCCUGGAGAUGGAUUGCCAGACGGCCUGAAGGCGCACGUGAAGUGGCUCUUCCUUGCGAACGCUGACUUCCAGCAUGCGCUCCAGGCCAAGAAAAGAGCGGCUGCCACCAGGGCGGUCACGGAUGAUUUGGCCAGGCAGCGGGGGAAGUGCCCGCGUUGCCAGAGAGAGAAGUCUCUCGCCAGCAGUUACUUCUGCGGGCAGAAGGCCGCAUGCGCCUGGGACCCCGCGUGCGCCAAACACCUUGCGCUAUCAGUCGCGCAGGAGGUCAAGAUCGAAGAGGAGCUGUCCUCAGAGUGGGCUGAGGAAGCCAUCUACGCCUGGCAGAGAAAUAUGGAUUUGGCGGCAAAUGCGCGUCGCGACAGCCAAGCACGCCAGCAGGCAGAAGAGGCCGAUAGCAAAAGGCGCCGCGAGGUGGAGAGGCAAGCGCGAGAGCAGCUCCGGCCGGAAACCCGUCGAUGUGAGGAUUGCUGGGAGUAUGACGAAGUCACGGGCGCACGUGACGAUAGGAUCAUAUUCGACGCCAUUGCUGAUAUGCUGAUCGCACCCUUGCUGGGCGAGCGCGUGCGCCAGACGGUCAUGCGAAGCUCGCUGAAGGACAUCGCUGCUUCGAUGAGAGGCGGCCUGGGCGUGGGCUUCACGUUUGGCUGCUCUGGUUCUCAACUUCUCUUGGAGUUGGAGCCGCGCUCUUUGCUCCAUCUGCUCAGCACCCGAGGCGCCUUGAUAUGCGUGGCGUCGAAAAAGUGCCCGGCGAGGUUGGGGCUCAGCGAGAGCUGGAGGCGGCGCAUGGCCGCCAACGUCGCGGCCUUGGCCCACGGCUGCAGCCGCCUCGAGAACGAGUUCCUACACGACGUAUUGCCGCCGCCCUUGUCGCAGCUUGUCCGUACUGAGCAGAACCUCACAAACUCGGAGAAGGAGGCCAUGGCUUUAAUCGUCUGCGCCGAUCUCGUUCAGAAGCCGCCGGAACUCGAAUCUGGCCGUGUGCUGCCUGAGGGCGGGUGGCGGAAGCAGCCGGCGGCAGCCGGCAGCCGAGAGCAGCCGCGCCCGCUCACCGCAGCCCUAAUCAGCCCUGGCCGCAUGCUGCCCGAGGGCGGGUGGUGGGAGCAGCCGGGAGCAGCCCGCUCCUGGCACCCCUUGUCCGCCCGGGCCGUGUGCUGCCUGAGGGCGGGUGGCGGGAGCAGCCAGAAGCAGGUCGGGGUCGCAAAAGUACAGUGUUUUACACGGGUCGGUAAGGCCGGGGUCGCAAAAGUACCGUAUUUUACACGGGUCGGUAAGGCCGGGGUCGCAAAAGUACCGUAUUUUACACGGGUCGGUAAGGUGGGUUCGCACUCAAACAUCCAGGUGUCCCUGGAAAUGCAAUAUGCGCUUGCAGCUCUGAAGAAACUUCGUGCAGCAGAUCCUGACAUGUUCAGCAACGCCCUCGGAACUGAUUCUACGGACUUCGGGCCUGAAGCGGUGGACGAAAUUAUGAAGGACCUCACAUCUGGCGACCCAGUUGUCAUCAUCGCUGGUUAUAAGAAUGACAUGGAGCGUUUUCUUGACGCCAACCCUGGUCUGCGGUGCCCGAAUGGGUUGCAGCAGUGGCGUUGCCUGGCUGCCACCAUGGCUGGCUCACGAACAACGAACACGCCGUCCGUGUCCAACCUCAUCACGGUGCUGCCAAGCUUGAACGGGCUUUGGGUCGGAGGCUCCAGCCAGAGGGUUGGGAUUGCAAUGAUUGGGGUGGCGAUGAAUGGGCCGCUGCGCCGCAGGUGGUUCAAGACCGCAAGACCAUCCGACUCCGUGCUGCAGGCUUACAUGAGCGUCCACAUGUCAACUGGAGCUGCCGCGGACUGCUCAGAGCCGGGCAAGCUCGCGCAACCUACCCAGUUGGACUGCGAGCUAGGGGCGUACCUAAUAUUUGGCGCUCCGAACUACCGCAGACUGCCGGGAGCUGCCGCGGAUUGCCCGGAGCCGCGCAAGCGCGCACAACCUACCCAGUUGGACUGCAAGCUAGGGGCCGAGGCACGGGCAAAGCAGCGCAUCAAAACCGCGAGGAAGGAGGGCGUGCGGGAGAUCGUGGCUGCCACGGAAAUUGCUUUCCGCUGCUUCUGCGCAUUCCGUCCUGGGUGCUGCGUCUGCACGUUCCAACCCGUACGCCUGCCCUGUGCCCGCAGAGGGUAUGGCAAGAGGUGGCGCAUCAAAGAUUUCCCGUCUUGCCUGGCCCAUGAAGUGGAGAUCACCGAGCAAGACAAGGUCCACAUCCAGGCCGAGCUGCGGCGUUUGUGGGCGGGAGAGACGCGCCGUGUCGUGUCCGGGUCUGCACUCUUCUGGAUCAUGGCUUCGAGCUUGGCCACGCUAGGCGUUCUCACGGGAGACACCUCGCUCUGUUUGCCGUUAGCACCGAAUCACGGAGAGCCGCGCGCCGAUUUUAGCGCAGCUGCGCCAGUGCGCCCUCGCCCGAAAAAAUAUGCUUGUAAAGGCAUGGCUGUCACAAGCGAAUACUUCCGGGCUAAUCUGGGCUUGCUGGACAGCGACGCCGCCGGGAUGCUGGACCCGUGGUGCCAGCGGACUUACGAGCAACACUUCAUCGGCAGAGGACACGCCACGCCAGCCACAGCGUACGGCCGGAACGUAGGUGGGUGGCGGAGCAGCCCCAGAGUUUGCCACAGCCUAACUGGCCCUUUCCCGGCCGUGUCCCGGAAGCACGCCAGGCCACCCACAGCUUACGGCCGGAACGUAGGCAGAGGCUUUGCAGGCAAGGGCGCGACAGUGAUCGAAGUACAGGCCAGUUUCGGCGCGAUUCUCCAUGAUGUCGUCAAGAGAGAAUACGAAAAGAAUCAAGGGAACGAGCCCGACCGCGGGUUCUUCCUCAAAAAGGAGCACGUGACCUCGGCUCGCAUCCUCGCGGAGAGGUCCUCGCAAAUCGUGAAAGACUUCGUUGUGAAAUGCGGCGCGCUCAACAGCGAAUCCCUGGAGUGCACCGUGACUUAUGAUGAUCGUCCGGGAGAUAGGCAAGCCAGGCGAAACAGAAAGAAGGACAAAGCUCGGAUGGCGCCAUCGGAAGAAACGAAAGCGAAGGAGUUGGCCCGAUUCGAGUUUGAGGGAGCGACUGUGGAGACACGGGCGAGCAAGAGGAGGAAAAUGUCCACAGCCGCCCAGACCAGUGGCAGUGUUGGGUUGCCUGUGCCCACGCCAGUGCAACUGCUUGGCAAGCCUGUGAAGAACCGCCGCGAGAUAUGGGAUUGCCUUCAGAAGUUGAGUUGGAAGAAAGGGAACGUCAAGACCACGACAUUUGGUUCAGGAAGCAUUGCGCUGGGCGUCACACGCGGUGCCCCAGGCGCCGAUGGCUUCAACAAGGAAGGCUACAAUGACCAAGUUGUGCCUGGAUGCUUGUCACAAGAAGAUCAAGAGCAGUGUGCCAAACUGUGGGAAUUGCUUCAGGACGAAGGUCGGGCGCUCGGCUUCGAAUUCAGCAGCGCGCAACUCAACGAGAAUUUUCAGCCGAUGCACCCCCGCCGCCACCGCCGCACGGACAAGGACCACCAAUGGUGUCUGUCCCUGGGAGGCUUCACGGGAGGCGAGUUCUGCUGGCAGGAGAGGGGCCAAUGCUUCAGCGUGUCCACGAAAGAUCAAUGGCAGAAGGUAGACGGCCGGCACGUGCACUGGGUGAAGCCGCAUCAACCGGAGAGUUCCGUCAGGUACUCCAUCGUGCUCUUUCGCAAUAUAGGUGGCGCCGCAGAGCUCUUCUACCAUUCUGAUGCUGUGGCGCCCGAGCCUCCCCGGCGUCCUCUCCGCGUGGGACAUGAUUGCGCAGGCACGAAUGCGCCUUGCCAAGCGUUGUGGAACUUGCGCGUGGACUUCACAGAGGCCUUCGCGAGCGACCUUGACGAGUUCGCCUGCCAGACCAUCGAAGCCAAUUUCCACCCU
This is a messenger RNA of Prorocentrum cordatum, 11547 nucleotides long. The record is from the annotation of a GenBank genome assembly. NCBI's taxonomy places the organism in Eukaryota, Dinophyceae, Prorocentrales, Prorocentraceae.